Molecule: messenger RNA, 300 nt
Organism: Macrosiphum euphorbiae (potato aphid)
Lineage: Eukaryota; Metazoa; Arthropoda; Insecta; Hemiptera; Aphididae
Source: the annotation of a GenBank genome assembly
AUGGCUUUAUUAUUACAUGCCCAUAAACACAUAUCGGUUACUGACUCUGAAUGCUCUUGGAGAAAGAAAAGAAAAGUUGAUGAUGAUAUUGUAAAAUCUAUCGAUGGUCUCUACCCAGAUAAUUUCUCCAUAAUUAAAAAUACUAACUGCGAUUUAAAAAAACUAUGUUUUGAAAAGCUUAAACUAAGUAACCAUAUAGUAGGAUUUUCUUGGUUACUGAAACCUGAACCUAUUAACCAUUCAAAUGAUAUUGUAAAUUUACCACCAUUAGAGUCUAUACUAUUUUCAAAAGAAUUUUAA